Messenger RNA from Suillus subalutaceus, 906 nucleotides. RefSeq lists its product as uncharacterized. The transcript has a single exon. The coding region runs from base 1 to 906 and encodes 301 amino acids. The record is from RefSeq and is a predicted model, not a curated record. NCBI's taxonomy places the organism in Eukaryota, Fungi, Basidiomycota, Agaricomycetes, Boletales, Suillaceae.
AUGACCAACCUGAAUGGUGAUUUCGACAAGCUCUGCGCAGAAUUACAAAGGAUGGUGAUGGAAGAGCUGGCGCUGCCUGAUCUCAUAUCGCUUAGGAAGACUAGGAUGGAGAAUAAUGAAGGUGUAAAAGAUUACAUGGAGGAUCGGCGAAGAAAACUGUAUGAAGUAUUUGUCAAAGACGUUGACAAAUUAAAGGACCUCAUGGAACGCACCGGAACAGUUGUUUCUGGGUCAAGUGCACUCCACCUUUUCCAACCCAAACCCAAUGUGCUAAGGUUGCAAGACUUGGAUGUAUAUGCCACUGAAGAGUUCAGCCAGAAGGUGUUGAAUCACUUCAAAGACGACGAAGAAUAUGAGGUGACUAACACAGUCAAGUGGAGGAGAGAUUACAACAGCUCGGCCAUAUCAAGAGUGCACAAACUCGAGAAAAAUGGCAAGUUGGUAGACGUCAUCAUCACCAACUGGGCGAGUGCAAUUAUCCCUGUCCUACAAUAUCAUUCUACCAUCGUCAUGAACUACAUGACAGCACACACUUUCAUAUCCCUCUACCCUGAGUGGACGAAGGCAGGGAAGAGUUUAGUAAACCCUGCAGUAUACAUGGGUGAGAAAAGCAACCUGCAAACAGUGUUAGCACUCAUGAAAUACAUCAGGAGAGGCUUCUAUGUGAGUGCAGAGCCAUUUGACAUGGGGAUUCAUAACUGCGACCAAAGCACAUACUGUCCACGCACAACAAGGACCACAAUUGACGAGGGAACCCCACACUGGGAGUUUGAGGUGAAGAACACAGUAGGAAAGACUGUGAUAGUGUGCAACAACAUGGCUGUCAUAGAAUGGUGCCUCAGAGGAGAAGGUUGCAAAGAUGAAAAUGAAGAAAGUGUGGCUGCGCACAUUGCUAUAGCGGCCUGA